AUGCAAUCAUUAAGUGAUAAGGAAAUUAUCAAAAAAUUUAAAACAUAUUGUUCAAAGGAACAUAUUAACACAUCUAAUAUUUUGGCUAUCACCAUUCAACUAAAUCGUUCAACCAAGUGCACAAGUUUUAUCAUUGAUUUUGAUAAUGAAAAGUUAUUGAAAGCCUAUACACUUGAAAAUGAUGGGAAAACAGUUGACAAGUAUGCUGGAUCUUUUUCCAUUAGUUACCAUGCCAAUUUGCCAAGACUGGAUGAGAGUGCACCUGCCCAAGUCGAUGCUCCUGGAUCAGCUCCAUUUUGUUGUCACAACCUGGUUCCAUUCAAGCCAACUCGAACUGCUAGGGACUCUGUAUUUGCCGAUUUACUGUCUGGUCAAGGGAACCAUCCCGACAUUGUCUAUGAAGUCAAAGCACAAGUUGACAAUGGUCCCAUGAUCAGUACAAGAUAUUUCAAGGUGCUCAGCAGCAAGAUCAAGGAAAUCGAUCGUGACAACAACACCAACAAAAUCCAUUCAUUCAAAAACUACAAGUGUCCAACCCACAAUCGUUUCUAUGGUAUCGAUCUUUACUCUACAAGAGAAGGUUCCAACUAUCACCAUAUGCGUGCCAGUCCAUUUGAAAAAAGAGAUAUGGAGGUUUUAGAUUCUUUUUUUAAAGAAUUUGAUAUUUAA
Cavenderia fasciculata is the source of this 669-nucleotide messenger RNA. RefSeq lists its product as uncharacterized. NCBI's taxonomy places the organism in Eukaryota, Evosea, Eumycetozoa, Acytosteliales, Cavenderiaceae. The coding region runs from base 1 to 669 and encodes 222 amino acids. The transcript has a single exon. The record is from RefSeq and is a predicted model, not a curated record.